Dermacentor silvarum is the source of this 3066-nucleotide messenger RNA. RefSeq names its product solute carrier family 22 member 6. Gene Ontology annotation, molecular function: transmembrane transporter activity. The coding region runs from base 225 to 1982 and encodes 585 amino acids. The record is from RefSeq and is a predicted model, not a curated record. Lineage: Eukaryota; Metazoa; Arthropoda; Arachnida; Ixodida; Ixodidae. Gene Ontology annotation, biological process: transmembrane transport. The transcript has 10 exons. Gene Ontology annotation, cellular component: membrane.
UGCCCUAAAAGAGCAGUAAACCUAAUAAAGAGGCCGCGAUAAGCGAAUUGUGUGACGGGUGCCCCUCGUCGAGUAAGAGACAUUGCACUCCUUGGACACGAGUCAGGACGACGUUGUCCUAGGACGCGCUGGAACUGCAAGUACAAGCAGUGAGCAAGGUGUGACACCCACCUUCACGUGGAAGAGGCGGCAGCGGCGGAAGGUACGCGGGAAGCAAGGCAGGCAUGCUGCUUGAGGAGGCGCUCCGCGAAGUGGGCGACUUCGGCCGUUUCCAGUGGCUGCUCAUCGUCUACCUGUGCGUGUUUGUGGCCCCGCUGCGCGUGCUGCCUCUAUUCGGGCACAUCUUCAGCCUGCUCGUGCCGCCGCACCGGUGUCGCCUGGACCCGCGGCUGCUGGAGACGCUCGAGGGUCUGAGUAACGCGACCGGCGAGGAUGCGGGCCUGUUGCUGGACCUGGCGCUACCGCGGGAGACCGACGGAGCGUUCAGCCAGUGUCACAUGUACGACGCCAACUCCACGCUGGCGCUCUGGUUCGACGCCGUGGAAGCGCCGAGAUUCGGAAACGCGUCGACCGUGGCUGGAGUCCGCGCGAUCGUGCCGUGCCAGUUUGGAUGGGAGUAUGACUUUUCGUACUUCUACCCCAGCGUGGUUUCAGAGAUGGACUGGGUGUGCGAGAAUGCAUGGAAGGCAUACGUAUCCAACACAGCAUUCUGGGUUGCAACAGCCGUCGGCGUGCUCAUAUGUGGUGACAUCAGCGACAGGAUCGGCCGGGUCCCGGUUAUGAUCGGCGUGAACGUGAUGUGCGGCGCGGCCGGCCUGUACACGUACUUCACGGCGGGCUUCGUGAACUUCGUGGUGAGCCGCGUGUUCGUGGGCCUUUUCGUGCUCGCCGUGAGCAUCAUGCCCUUCGUCCUUGUGGUUGAGUACGUGGCUCCCGAACGUCGCAUGAUGGUGCUAAGCGCGUUCCAGUUCUCGUACCCACUCGUGGGCGCCGCCUUUCCCUGGAUGGCGUACGCCCUGGCCGAUUGGAGGAUCCUCACCCUGGUCUGCGCCGUGCCCCCUCUGGCGGCUCCUUUGUUUUCCUGGUUUGUCCCGGAGUCGUUACGAUGGCUGGUGUCUAGGGGGAAAGAGCAGCGUUCCAAGAAGAUCCUGUUCACCAUCGCUAAGAUCAACGGCAAAAAACUGUCCGACGACUUCAUGCAGAAAUGCCAGUUCCCUCCUCCAAACGAGCUCCACAAGACGAAGGCAUCACCCAUAGACAUGCUCAAGACUCCAAACCUUCGGAAAAAUUUUGUGCUGUCACUCGUAGUGUGGACCCUAGCUUGUCUGGUGUACACGGCCGGUCAGCUGUACGCAGCGAACGCGAGUCACAGUCCAUUCGUGAUGACCACGGCGGUAAACUUGGUGGACAUCGUGGCCACGGGUACGGCGCUUCCUCUGGCCGACCGCUGGGGACGCAGGCCUACGAUGAUGACUGCCUACACAGCCGCUGCAGUGGCCUACGUGUGUUCCGUUGGGGUACCGAAAGAGAGCCUGGCGUUAGGCACAGCGGUGUUCAUGCUGGCGCGAGUGGCUUUGACCAUGGCCUACAACGUGGGUUACCUGUACGCGGCUGAGGUUUACCCAACGGCAGCGCGCUCGCAGGCACUCUCCUUGCGCCAGGCCUUUGGCUCCGUUGGAAAGUUUCUCAGUUCACAGGUCACUCAGCUGGCCAUGUACGGCCGUCCCAUCCCGCUGCUGCUGAUGGGCGCCAUGUCCUUCCUGCUGGCGCUGCUCACGUUCCCGAUGCCAGAGACCCUGCACCAGCGGCUGCCCGAGACACUCGAGGACGGCGAGGCGUUCGUGCACGGCCAGAACACGUGCUGCAGCUGCGUGCCGUCGCAGCAGCAGCAGCAAACCUCGUCGCAGCGGCCAUCCGCAGGACGGGCACGCUCGCUGUCUGUCAUCUCGGCUGCCUCGGCAGUGAGCGUCAGCCCCGACUGAGCAGCGCUCGUUCGAACGAAACCAUCAUUCUAUGUGGCGAGCAUGCGUACCUCCAGGAUUGAGGCGUCGGCCUGCAAGCGAACAGCAAUGGCGGCAAAAGCGCUGCGUGCUCACUACUGAUCGCGCACCACCAUCACGGAUGUACCUUGCCUCGUUGUCUUGACAAGACUUGUGCUUCAAUGGACUUCGGAGUGAAUUCUUGCAAUCCUUGAGGCAGUACUUUAUGACAAACGGUCCUCUAAUCUUCCUUGACCGCUGACGAUGGUGCGCCAUGCUUUUUUUGCGGGCGCAUGUGUCCACCUUUCCCUGUUUCAUGUUUAAAGAGAGAGGUGUUUAUGUCCCGAAGGUAUCCAUUCCCCAUCGUAGGUCGGCAAGUUGGAUGUUCUGUUGGCUAACCCACCUCUUUAGCAACAUUUUCUUCGGUAGUUUUGUUAUACUGACGUGACUUUAAAUUAAUGACACGGAAUCUGGCAUUGCUACAAGCACCAAGGAAACAGUCCUCCGCUUGCGAGUCGUAAAGCAUCAGGUCGUCCGUAGUGUUGAGAUUAUGUGUGCGGAGAAGUUGCCUUUUCUUUGAACUUAUUUAGGUUAAAUUGAAAAUUUCAGCUACUCGCGUAGCGAGCUUUUAAGAAAGGUUUGAAGGAAUUAGGAAAGUCGACUAAAAUGUCGAACGGACUAACGAUGUUGAACGAAGGUGUAUAUAUAUAUAUAUAUAUAUAUAUAUAUAUAUAUAUAUAUAUAUAUAUAUAUAUAUAUGCAUCACUGAAGUAUAUGUGGUGGUGCUAUAAUAUACUGUAUAUUUGAGUGAUGCUACAAGGUGAGCGUCAUGCUCUUGCAACCUGGCGUGUUCCUUUCCACAAGUUGCUGUCUUUCUGCCUCCCUUCCGGGCUCCUUCUCUAUUGUAUUGGAAGCCCUGAUGAAUAGCGGUCCAGCGGUGGAAAACAUUUAAACAAAAUAUUUAUUAUGUUUACCUUGUAGCUACCAUUCACCUAAGUACAUGCAGCGGCCUGCGCAUUUAUUCUGUCAAUUUCCGUUUAAUGCGCACCACAUCAUACAAUAAAAAAAUUACUUUAAUUGCCCUGGU